This is a messenger RNA of Eutrema salsugineum, 1017 nucleotides long. Its product is annotated as myosin IB heavy chain. The transcript has 4 exons. The record is from RefSeq and is a predicted model, not a curated record. Bases 100 to 723 code for a protein of 207 amino acids. Lineage: Eukaryota; Viridiplantae; Streptophyta; Magnoliopsida; Brassicales; Brassicaceae. Gene Ontology annotation, molecular function: cytoskeletal motor activity. Gene Ontology annotation, cellular component: myosin complex.
CGUCCUCUCUCUCUCCCACUUGCGAGAUUUUUUUCUUUCCAAGACCAAGAGGAAUCUGAGACACGCGAAACCGAUUCCGAGUCAUCGCCGCCGUGAGGAAUGGAAAUGGGGCCGAAGUUCGACGACGAGUCUUCGCCACGUGGUGAUGACGGCGGAGAUGAAGAUCAUGGCCUGAGGGAGGAAGAUGGAGGGACUCCUGAGCCUUUCGCUGGAGGUAAAGUCAGGAGGAAAGCGUCUCGCUAUAGAGAGCACCGUGGUGACUAUCUCCACGUGUCCUCGCGUCCUGGAUUGAUGCGGAUCCUGGAGAAACAAGGUGACACGUCGAUUCUCUUCGCUGAUAAAGUUUUAAAGUUCACUGGCUCGGGGAAGAUGAAAAGGCGUAUUUUUAUCCUCACUGACUUUGCUAUCUAUCUAAUCGAUCCCGAGACUGAGGCUAUGACCAGGAGAAUAGGCCUGGCAGCAGUAGAAAAGAUGUGUUUAAGCAAAUUGAGCGAUAACUUCUUCGCCAUCAUUAUUCCCACGGAAUAUGAUCUAUUCAUGGCCAGCACUCGAAAGACUGAACUUGUUCAGGUCAUGGUAGAUGUGACUAAAAGUGCAUCUGACUAUGAACUUGAAGUGCUUCUCUCUAACAGAUUUGAGUACAAUGCUUCUGCAUCAUUAGUAAAGGAAGUCUCAUUUGAAGAAACUGAAGGGGGUAUCAAGACCAGAUUUAAGUGGAAGUGACAUCUUAAUUUUCCUCGCUGUUCAUAACUUUGGAGAGGAGCAAGCCCGUUGCGAAUAUGAAUGGAUUCUUUCCUGUUGGCUACGAAAAGCUGAAAUAAGGGCGGUAUGUUGUUUAUUGUAUUCUGCUCUUCCGUGGAAAGAACUAUGUAUUUUUUUUAUAUAUGAAGAAGUGUAUUUUAUUAUGUAUGAAUUGAGUUCCUUUUCUGGUCUUGCUAGAAAGCGACUGAUCAGUAACGUCAUUCACUAAACCUUUUUUUUGGUUAUGCCUUUUUAUAGACUGAACUGAAAUAUUAU